GAGUAUUUUCUGUCUUCAGCUUCCUUGCUGGUAUGAGAGCACACAUUUAGCAACUUCCUCGUGGCUCGAUAACACCUCAUUCUGAGAGCGACGCUCAGAGGAGAGCACACACACAUGCUCGCGCAGCCCCUGAUCUACACUCAACUUGCGACUGUAACUAGAGAACCCGCCUCCUCAGACGCACACUCAACUGUUCCACAAGAAGUGGGCACUACCGUGGAAACCAGAAGACUGAGAGUGGGAGGAGCAAAGGAUUCCCCAUUAAGACAAAAGAGAGAACACUGCUGCACAGGACUGUCAAAAAGACAAGACAGCAAAGGGGGCACACGCAUGAAAACAGGAGCCACACUCAGGCGAGGUUCAACUGCCUUGACUUACUACAACUUAAGUAGAGAAAAUGUACUUCUAAUCUACUACCUACUAUCAGGUUAGACUGUUAGGCUAGUCUACAAGUUGCUACUGUAUUUAUGGUUCUUUGAGCAUUUCAGUUACUCACCUGCAUAACUAAUAUAUGUGUUAGUUUUCAUAGUUAUUCAAUUCAUCUUAAGCUUAAAAACUACACAAGCUUGAAGUUUAAGGGGUCAGAGUUCACACACGCAUACCUAAAGAAGCUGCAAAGAAGUCAGCCUAAGGUCAAAGGACACUCUGGAGGACAUCUUUGAGGUGUGGUGAAAUGGACCAUCAGCAGAACAAGGUGAAGCACUUCCUGAAGCUGGGCUACUCCCAGUCUGACAUCCUGAGGGUCCUGCAGAGCCUUCAGCGGGACGCCCAGACCAACGACAUCCUGGAGGAGCUCAUCAAGACCUGCCGGACCCCCACCAGCACACAGCCUGGACCAGAGAGAGUGACCAGCAGCCAGAGCAGCAGUCCUCAGCUCAUCCCACGAGGCUGCAGUUCCCCUCAGGCACAAUUACAGACGGAAACACACAGACAGCGGCAAACAUAUCCCGACACACAGCCUUCCAGUCCAUUCAGGCCAGUGGUCAUUGAUGGAAGCAACGUGGCUAUAAGUCAUGGGAAUAGGCAGGUGUUUUCGUGUCGGGGGAUCCAGCUGGCCGUGCAGUGGUUUUGGGACAGGGGGGUUCGUGACAUCACCGUAUUCGUGCCUCUGUGGAGGAAAGAGCAAUCACGGCCUGAGGCUCCUAUUACAGAUCAGCACAUCCUAAGUGAGCUGGAGAGAAGGAACAUCUUGGUGUACACACCUUCACGCUGUGUGAAUGGUAAAAGGGUCGUGUGCUACGAUGACCGCUACAUCGUCAAGCUGGCCUACGACUCGGACGGCAUCAUUGUGUCCAACGACAACUACCGAGACCUGCAGGUGGAAAAGCCCCAGUGGAAGAAGUUCAUUGAGGAGAGGCUGCUGAUGUACACUUUCGCCAAUGACAUGUUCAUGCCACCUGAUGAUCCACUAGGAAGAAAUGGCCCAACAAUUGAAAACUUCCUCAGGAAGAAGCCAACAGGCCCAGAGAACAAGCAGGUGCACUGCCCUUAUGGAAAGAAGUGCACUUAUGGUGUAAAAUGCAAGUUCUACCACCCCGAGCGCUCCAGUCACCCCCAGUUGUCUGUGGCAGAUGAGCUAAGAGCGAAGAGUCUUCCAGGUUGCGAAACCGAGGAGUUCCCUCCCUCCACAGACCUCAGACAUGAACACUUACCACACUCCAGCUAUGCUAGCGCCACCAACGGACCCUCUGGGCACGCCAACUGCAAGGCGACCACCACGCUGCCUUCAGCCUACAAGGAUGAACUGACUUGCGCUCUGUCUGGACUUGACCUCUACAACAGCCCACGAGAAACAGCAUCAAGACCCACCUACCUGCAGAGGUCACUUACUGCCUUGUAUAAGAGCGCCAAUAGCGACCAAGCAUACAGUUCCAUGCCCCGCCUUUAUCUCAGUGACUCCGCCCUCCCAACUUCUCUGGCCUACAGUGGGUGCUCGGCAGGGAGUGACAGCGACCUCUUCCUGUCAGACAGUUCGUGUACAGAACAAAAACGAGCACACAGUCCUGAAGUAUACAGUCGUGCCUACCACAAUGGCCUACAUGCUCUCUCAAGCUGCCAACACACCCACUCAGAUUUGGACCUUAACUACGCUUAUACAUCUUAUUCACCGCAUGGAUACCGUCCACACAGCCCUUACAAUAACAUGGCAACACCGUUUUUUAAUGACCCCUUACCUUACCCCAAAUUAACGGCCAGACAAGCAUCUUAUCCUAGGGUAGCAAAGGUCAGCUGGGGUCAAGAGCAUGCCAAGGCCAGGGACCACAUGACGGAACGAAGGAAGGAUGUGAGGUCUCAGCUCAGCACAAUCUUCCCGCAGAACAUAGUGGACCAAGUUAUGAGCUUAUAUCCACAUACACUGGACGCAACAGAGCUGGUCACGCUAAUACAGAAAUAUAGGAACGGCCACUUACUGUGAAAUCCCACAUGAUUUGGUGGUGAAUUUCAAAGCCAGGCACCAUAUCAUUGUCUUAAUGAAACUUCACAGCUAUAUAUGCACUCACCGACCACUUUAUUAGAUACACCUUGCUAGUAAAAGAAUGGACCCCCUUUUGCCUUCAGAACUGCUUUAAUUCUUCAUGGCAGACUUUCAACAAGGUGUUGGAAACGUUCAUCAGAG
Pygocentrus nattereri (red-bellied piranha) is the source of this 2617-nucleotide messenger RNA. RefSeq names its product probable ribonuclease ZC3H12D. Gene Ontology annotation, molecular function: mRNA binding; metal ion binding; RNA endonuclease activity. The transcript has 7 exons. Bases 674 to 2416 code for a protein of 580 amino acids. Lineage: Eukaryota; Metazoa; Chordata; Actinopteri; Characiformes; Serrasalmidae. Gene Ontology annotation, cellular component: cytoplasmic ribonucleoprotein granule; nucleus. Gene Ontology annotation, biological process: 3'-UTR-mediated mRNA destabilization; nuclear-transcribed mRNA catabolic process, RNase MRP-dependent. The record is from RefSeq and is a predicted model, not a curated record.